AUGUUGAUCUACCAAGAUAUCAUCACUGACGACGAAUUGGUUUCUGACGCUUUCGACGUCAAGGAGAUCAACGACAUCGCGUACGAGGUCGACUGCUCCCUGAUCAUUGUCAAAGAGGGUGAUAUUGACAUUGGUGGCAACCCCUCCGCUGAAGAGGCCGAGGAAGCUCUCGAAUCCGGUGCCUCUCAAGUCAACAACGUUGUGCACUCCUUCCGACUCCAAUCAACCGCCUUCGACAAGAAGUCCUACCUUACCUACCUCAAAGGUUACAUGAAGACUGUCAAGGCCAAACUCCAAGAAACCAAUCCUGAACGAGUCCCCGUCUUCGAGAAAGGUGCUCAAGAGCUCGCCAAGAAGAUCGUUGCUAACUUCAAAGACUACGAAUUCUAUGUCGGUGAAAGCAUGAACCCAGACGGUAUGGUUGCCUUGCUCAACUACCGAGAGGAUGGUACCACCCCUUACUUCACCUUCUGGAAGGAUGGUCUUCGAGCAAUCAAGAUCUAA
Molecule: messenger RNA, 504 nt
Organism: Kwoniella botswanensis
Lineage: Eukaryota; Fungi; Basidiomycota; Tremellomycetes; Tremellales; Cryptococcaceae
Exons: 6
Coding region: 1-504 (167 amino acids)
Cellular component (GO): cytoplasm
Molecular function (GO): calcium ion binding
Source: RefSeq, a predicted model, not a curated record